Messenger RNA from Acanthosepion pharaonis, 1227 nucleotides. The record is from the annotation of a GenBank genome assembly. NCBI's taxonomy places the organism in Eukaryota, Metazoa, Mollusca, Cephalopoda, Sepiida, Sepiidae.
AUGCGCGCUCGAGAAUUGGGAAUCACUUUUCACAGGUUUCCCAAGUCUUCAAAAGAACGAGAGAAGUGGACAAUAGCAAUGAAGCGAAUUGAUCUAAAGAAGAAAGAUGUUUACUGGCAGCCCCACAAAUAUGAUGUGCUCUGUUCAAAGCACUUUCUCAAGACAUGUUUUGACCUCACAGGGAAGAGGGUUCGGUUACGUGAAGGAGCUGUGCCGAGUUUGUUUGAUUUCUCCUUCCAAAAUUCAAAGAAAAAGCAAUCAAAACGUUCUACCCCUGUCUUAAAAUCAGUUACUAAAGAAUCUUCUUACAUUGCAAAGAAAAAGGUUGACCUUAGCCCCGUGCAAAACAGUACAUCUAAUUUAACAACAGUGGAAAAGCAGCAUCCUGUUGACUUAUCCCUACCUGCAAAUUUGGAUCAUUCCUAUUUCUUUAUGGAGACGUUGAACUUAAAGCAUAAACAGUCUGAUACUGAAAAAAAGCAUUCAGGUUUAAAAAUGGACAAAUGCACCAAAAGGAAUUCACUGCGUCGUAGGAGAAGACAAACACAGAAUUCCCAAAAGGUUGAGUCCAAGGAUGAUAAUGGUAAAUGCAGUUUGAAAUCAUUUUUGGAGAAAGCACAAGAAUCUGGAAUAUUGAAGAAAUGUUCUCAAGAAUUACUGGAGACUUUUUCAACUAUGCCUUUGAAUUUUAAAGCUAGUCAAGGCUUGUACACAUCUGAGCAACUUGAAAUAGCACUAACCCUUUAUCUUUUUGUCCCACGGGCUUAUGCACACCUGCAAGAAAUGCAAAUUACUCUACCAUGCCCAAAGACUUUACAAAGUUGGUUAUGCCAUACAGAUGGUUCUCCUGGCUUCCUGGAACAAAUAUUCUCUCUUCUACAUGAAAAGCGGUUUGUCAUUUUUCCUUCAUUAUUUACUCGUGUUCUUUCUUUUUCUUUACUUUCUUUCGUUCUUAACUCCUCUUUUAACUCAUUAAAUUUCUUUCUCUCUUUCUUUUUCCCACUUUCUUUUUCUUUCUUUGUCUUUUUCUACUUCUUUCUUUCUUUCUUUCUUUCUUUCUAUAUCUUUUUCUAUUUCUUUCUUUAUUCUCUUUCUUUCUUUUGUCUUUUUUCUUUCUUUGUUGUUUUAUAUUCCUUUCUUUACUAUUUUCUUUCUUUCUUUGUCUUUUUCUAUUUCUUUACUCUUCUUUGUCUUUUCAUAUUUCUUUCUUUCUUUCUUUCCCCUUAA